CUUGAAGUCAUCGCUCCGCCCAGAAUUUCCCGUUGCUUGUGGUUCAUCGACAGGACCAUUACCUCCACGACCAUUAUCAGACAGACAGCCAGCUACUGCCUGUUAGCGGUAGCUACAGCUUGCAUUUAUAGGCAGUCAACCAGGCGGGCGGCAAUAUUUGCAAGAGGUUUGGCAUUAUUCAGUCACAACUCCAGCCGAGCGACCAUGCCUCUGGAUCAUUCGUUGAAAUAGAGUUUCCAUUUUGUUUCGAACAGCUCAACACUAACCAUUACCUAACCCAUUUUUAAGGAUUCUGUUGGCUACAACUUUGCAGGAGACGAGUGGCAAAUUUUCUAAAACGAACGACCCAGUUUAGAUCCCACACUGCACUCGUGUUUAGACCAAUCAGUCCUAGAGCCUGGAGUAGAGGGCUAUAAAUUUGAGGUGGUUGCCGUAGAGACGUCGGCCACUGGAGAGUUGAACGCAAGAGCCCCUGUAUGGGAGGUAAUAUAUUAGCAAGGAAAAUGUGUGAUGAGCUCUAAGUUGCAGCAAAGCUUACUCCGGACAGUUUCCCGCUUCACGGCCUUUGGACAACACAAUGUCUGAUGUGAAAGUCUGUCCCACCGUGAGUCGAAAUCCCCCUCCACCAGAGGUCGUAAAUCCCAAGAAGCCUGGACGUGUAACCAAUCAGCUACACUAUCUGGACAAGGUGGUCAUCAAAGCUUUAUGGCGGCAUCAGUAUUCAUGGCCUUUUCGCCAACCAGUUGAUGCAGUGACGCUGUGUCUCCCAGAUUAUUACACAAUUAUUAAAAACCCUAUGGAUCUCGGCACUAUCAAGAUGCGCCUUCAAAACAGAUACUACUGGCAAGCCCGAGACUGCAUACAAGACUUCAACAAUAUGUUCACCAAUUGCUAUGUGUACAAUCGGCCUGGAGAUGACAUUGUUUUUAUGGCGCAGACCCUGGAAAAGAUUUUUUUGCAAAAAUUGGCCCAAAUGCCCAAGGAAGAGUUAGUUACAGCAAUCACUGGAAAGGAACCAGUGAAAGGGGGAAAGACAAAUACAGGUGCAAUAAAGCAUCAACCUCUCAUGUCAGAAGUUGUUGUCCAGCAGACGGUGACAGUCAUUCCUCCCGAUGUGCCUGAGUUGAAGCCAUCCACCCAACUCUCUGCACAAACUGAUGCAACAAUUAAAAAAGCUGUUAAGAGGAAAGCACACUCUGCAGCCUUGACCACCUCAGCAAUCACCAGCAGUGAGAUGUCCCCUGUUAAGGAACAUUCAGCACCUAGCACACUGUUCUCACGGAGAGGCAGUGGAAGGCCCAUCAAACCCCCCAAGAAAGACAUACCUGGUGUAGAGUUCAAGAAGGUCAGACUGUCUGAGCAACUCAGGUGCUGCAAUGAUAUCUUGAAGGAGAUGUUCUCAAAGAGGCACUACGCAUAUGCGUGGCCCUUCUAUACACCAGUUGAUGCAAUGGCUUUGGGCUUGCAUGACUACCAUGACAUCAUCAAGCAGCCUAUGGACCUAAGCACCAUCAAGAAAAAAAUGGACCAGCGAGAGUAUGGGAGUGCAAAAGAAUUUGCUGCUGAUGUCCGUCUGAUGUUCUCCAACUGUUACAAAUACAAUCCACCUUCUCAUGAGGUGGUUUACAUGGCAAGAAAACUUCAGCAGGAUGUUUUUGAGGCCCGUUAUCUGAAGGUCCCUCAAGAACCUGAAGGUUGCUCCAUGUAUUGCCAUCCAGUGGACAAGGGAAAAGGAAAGCGUUUUGGAAGUCUGUCAACCUCCACAAGUUCUGAAAGUGAGAGCUCCUCAGAGGCAGACAGUUCAUCAGAAGAAGUGGCCAUGCAGCUGGCCCAGCUAGAGGAGCGGCUGAAAGCUGUCAGUGAUCAGCUGAAGAAACUUACCCAAGAGCCUUUGAUGAAACCAAAGAAGAAGGAGAAGCUGAAAAAAGAAAAAAGAUUAAAAGAAAGACGUAUUGCUCAACUUAAGUACAAAUCCUCAAAAUGCAUGCCUGUUGAAGAAAAAAACACAAGCGACCAGACCUCUUCCUUGCAUGGCAGUAAAUAUCACAACCAUGGAGCUCAUGUAAAUUGUGAGGAUGAGGUCCUAGCCACACCAAUGACGUACCAGGAGAUGAAGCAGUUGAAAUCAGACAUCGACAUGCUGCCUGGCGACAAACUGGGAAAGUUGGUCAACAUCAUUCACGCCAGGGAGUCUUGUCUGCGGGAUUCUACUCUUGAGGAGAUUGAAGUAGACUUUGAAAUGCUCAAGCCUUCCACACUGAGAACCCUUCAGAGGUUUGUUGCAGCGUGUCUGAGGAAAUGCAACAAGAACGUAAGCAAGAAAAAACUGAUGAAGCCUACGGGAGGAAUGCAGACUGGGAAACUGGAUGGUGCAAAAUCUCAGGUUGUCAGCAAAGAAUCGCUGCUAAUUAAGAAAAAGAAGCCACUAGGUAAAGUCAUGGCCUCUCCUGACCUCAGCUGCCCUUCGCGCCUCAGCGACAGCAGCAUCAGCUCAUCAGUCAGCUCCUGCAGCAGCGGCGGCAGCGGCAGUAGUAGCGACUCUAGCACUUCUGAUAGCAGUGACUCUGAAUCAGUGCGAAAAGCAAAGCAGCAGAAGUCUAAAGAUCCUUCCCGAAGGUUUAACAAAAAGGUGACGUGCACUGCCAGUAGUAAGCAGACAUCAGUGGGAAAAGAUGUGACAAAAGCCUCAGUCAAGAAUUGUCAGCCUGUUCCUCCUGGGCAUUCCUUGGUAGCAGAAAGUAAAGGCUACCCAACACACCGCAAUGGAGGCCGGGUUUGUGAUGAGCUCACCUUAUCACCUCCAGAUUUGUCUGCCCUUUUAUCUCCCAUGGCGUCCCCUGGAGGUGUGCUGGACUGGGCUGUCGCCAGAUUUGAGCAGGGUGCAGUGCUGUCCCCUCUUAGAGACAGCCCGCUGACGUGCAAAGAUGAGACGGGGUCCAAUUUCAGAUACCUUCAGGACGCCCCCGAUAGUCAAGUGACUGAUCUGUCUUCCACCAACACUGAGAGUAAAACUGUUGAAGAGGACAAAACGCAGCUGCCCAAAAAGGACAUUGUGCUAAAAAAUGCUGAGUCUUGGGCGAGACUAGUGAGGCAGUCAAUCAUCCCGUGUGCAAUCAAGUCCUCCAAAGAGAGCUUUGAGCAGUUUCGUAAGGCUGCCUUGGAGAAGGAAGAGCGUGAAAAAGCUCUGAAGAAGAAACCAGCGGAUGAAAACAAGGAGGAGAAGGCUCCUGAGAAGAGCAGUCUCCCAGGCCCAUGUAAAACAGAGCAAAACCCGAAGCCCGUUAAAGACGAUUCUGACUUGACUGAGAACAUUUGCACAGAGGCUCCCUCGGAUGCUCCCGAACAUGCUGAGCAGCAACAGUCUCCCAAGGAGGCGCAACCUUCGACUACGCAGUCCGCUGUGGAUAGGGAACGAGAGAUGGCCCGCAAAAAAGAGCAGGAACGUCGCAGGCGAGAAGCCAUGUCUGGCAUUGACAUGACUAUGCAACGGGACAUCAUGACUACAUUUGAGCUAAACCUGGACUAAAAGUCAGCUGAGAUUCAUCUGAAUUGAUUGACGUCUUGAUGAGUAACCAGAGCUGUUGAUCCUUUCUAUUGGCACAGAAGAUGUGUAUGUUCUUGAGAGUAAAAAUAAAAUCAGUGUUAAAUUGUGGAGCAAAGGAAACUAAUCCAUUAAAUAUGGGCGAGGCCAUUAAUUUGCGUAUGAUAAAUGUCUGCACUAAUGCACUCUUGAAUUUGGCGUUUUUGGGGGUGAAGCACUGUCAUAAAAAGCAAACUUGAAUCUAACAUUUUCUGCAUGUUUUUUUUUUUUUUUUGUAGUUUUCACAUUUGGAUGAGUUGUUGUCCUACAGUUAAAAGUUAAUGUAUGACAAGCUAAUUCAUGCACCCAUCCACUGUAGUUACGAUGCCACAUUGUGUUGUUUACUUGAAUAUGCAGUGUUGUUGAGUUGUCUUUACCACCAUGUUUCAGUUAAUCCCGACUCUAAAAUACACCAAAUGUACACAGAACGCAGGUUUGUAUGUAUUACAUGUCUUUAGAAAAACCUUUUCCAUAACGGAAACAUAUAUUUUGAUAGGUAGGUAGGUAGGUAAGUAGGUUCUCUCCAAGGUUUCCAGGGUGGAAUUGACUUAAUCUCAGUUCCUUAUUUGCGUUGCUACUUGAAGACACUGUACAACGUUGUUAUCUGUACACGCACUGCACUUUGUUGUUCAUACAGUUGUGGCUGUUCCAAAGUUGAAUUUGGGCAUUAUCAGCGUAUUCUGUAUGUUACAUUUUGUAAAUGUUAAAAAAAAUAAGAAUUCCUUUCUUUGUUUUUUUUUUCUUUUCUUUUUUUUUUUUUACUCCAAUAAAUAAACAAAAGUAAUUUUCA
Mugil cephalus (flathead mullet) is the source of this 4370-nucleotide messenger RNA. RefSeq names its product bromodomain, testis-specific (gene brdt). The transcript has 20 exons. The record is from RefSeq and is a predicted model, not a curated record. Gene Ontology annotation, cellular component: nucleus; chromatin. NCBI's taxonomy places the organism in Eukaryota, Metazoa, Chordata, Actinopteri, Mugiliformes, Mugilidae. Gene Ontology annotation, biological process: chromatin remodeling; positive regulation of transcription elongation by RNA polymerase II. Bases 578 to 3526 code for a protein of 982 amino acids.